AUGGCCAGCGAAAAGGCGUUCCGAUUAGCAGUAGGAAGUUUUAUCGAAGAAUAUUCUAAUAAGCUUGAAAUAAUUUCACUGGCUGAGCCUAGUACUUACGAUGAUGAUGGUUAUUAUCAUCGUUCGAAUAUAGAUUUUGUUAAAAUAGCAGAAGCAGAUCAUCAUUAUCCCAUAACAAAAGUAUUAUGGGAACCAUAUAAAGGUGGAUCAAAGACGUCAGAUUUGUUAGCAACUACUGGUGAUUAUUUAAAAUUGUGGGAAAUCAACAAAAAGGUAGACUUCAAAGCGCCACUAACAUCUUUUGAUUGGAAUCAACUGGACUCCAGUUUAGCAGUUACGUCUAGUAUAGAUACAACAUGUACUGUAUGGAAUGUUGAAACAGGUCAAGCAAAAACACAAUUGAUAGCUCAUGAUAAAGAAGUUUACGACGUUGCUUUCUUUACAAACGAAGUUGACACUUUUGCUAGCGUUGGUGCCGAUGGAAGUGUAAGGUUAUUUGAUCUAAGAUCAUUGGAACAUUCUACAAUUCUUUAUGAAACGCCACCACCCCAACCCUCAAAAACUGGAUCUUCCUCAAACUCCUCAAACCAACAAUCUCCACUACUUCGUUUAUCUUUUAAUAAAAUAUCACCAUAUUAUAUAGCCACUUUUCACAUGAAUUCUACCGAGGUUAUAAUAUUGGAUAUUAGAGCUCCUGGGUUGCCGGUGGCCGAACUAAAUGGACAUAAUGCACCUGUGAAUUGUGUUAACUGGUCACCAAAUUCAUCAAAUAUUUUGUGUAGUGGUGGCGAUGAUUGUAAUGCCAUUGUAUGGGAUCUUGGCGACUUGUCAACACCUAAUUCUACCAUAUCCAAAUACAACCAGGAUCCAUUAUUGGCCUAUAGAGCAACAAGCGAAGUCAACCAAUUGAGCUGGAAUACAAAAUACCCUGAAUGGGGUAAACUUAUGGUGACAACAAGUUGUGAUACUACUAUGUAUGAUUGUACUGCUAAAUAUGAUAAAUCUAUUGACUUGUGGACAUUUUUGAUAAAAUUAUAUAAUCAUAAUAGGGAUUAA
Entrophospora candida is the source of this 1056-nucleotide messenger RNA. Lineage: Eukaryota; Fungi; Glomeromycota; Glomeromycetes; Entrophosporales; Entrophosporaceae. The record is from the annotation of a GenBank genome assembly.